This is a messenger RNA of Penicillium paradoxum, 294 nucleotides long. RefSeq lists its product as uncharacterized. The transcript has a single exon. The coding region runs from base 1 to 294 and encodes 97 amino acids. NCBI's taxonomy places the organism in Eukaryota, Fungi, Ascomycota, Eurotiomycetes, Eurotiales, Aspergillaceae. The record is from RefSeq and is a predicted model, not a curated record.
AUGGAUUCGCAGAUCGACAUUCCAGCUGUCGCUAAGCACUACAAUAUCAGGAACAAUACCGCUCAAAUGAGAUUGACCCGGCUGAAGAAGAAGCUGGAAGCUAUGGAAGACUCGGCAAACAGCGAAAACAAGACCAAUGACCCCAAGGUCAUGGAUGAAGACCCGGACAAUGAUGAUGUUCUGAUCAAAGACGAAGACCUAGAGGAGGACUAUGAUGUGACUCAGAUCGAGGAACAGACCUACGAUGAUACCGAACUCGAAGAGCAGGCCGAGGUCAAGUCCGAGAGCGAGUAA